Messenger RNA from Opisthorchis viverrini, 1236 nucleotides. RefSeq lists its product as hypothetical. The coding region runs from base 1 to 1236 and encodes 411 amino acids. NCBI's taxonomy places the organism in Eukaryota, Metazoa, Platyhelminthes, Trematoda, Opisthorchiida, Opisthorchiidae. Gene Ontology annotation, cellular component: endoplasmic reticulum membrane; Golgi apparatus. Gene Ontology annotation, molecular function: ethanolaminephosphotransferase activity. The record is from RefSeq and is a predicted model, not a curated record. Gene Ontology annotation, biological process: phosphatidylethanolamine biosynthetic process. The transcript is spliced from 9 exons.
AUGUUGACUGAUACUAUGAAAACCAACCUCAUAAGCUACAAGUACUCCUGCCGGGAUACUUCUCCUCUGUCGAACGCGAUUAUGCAUCCGUUCUGGAAUUGGGUGACCAAAUUCUAUCCAAAGUGGUUGGCUCCAAACCUACUAACUUUCACUGGAUUCCUCUUGACUGUGCUGCACUUCUUAAUUCUGACAUACUUCAAUCCUCAAUUUGAUAAUCCGGGAAAUGUACCUAGUUGGGCUUGGUUACUUACAGCCCUAUUGGUCUUUCUAGCUCACACAAUGGAUGGCACUGACGGAAAGCAGGCACGGAGAACCGGAUCUUCUUCACCCUUAGGUGAAUUGUUUGAUCAUGGGUGCGAUUCAUGGUCGAUGUUUUUCAUACCUGCUGCGUUGUUAACAAUGUGUGGUUCCUACUCCAAUCCGAUGAGAUUGUUCAUCCUUCAGUGGAUCUUGAUUUGGACAUUCCUCUCGUCCCACUGGGAAAAGUACAUUACUGGAGUUCUUUUUCUACCUUGGUCUUUCGACUUUGCGCAGCUCGGUGUCAUUCUGAGUUGUAUUUUGGCAUAUAAAUUUGGUGUCGAAAUUUUCGGCGUACCCAUCGUUUUUGGAUUGAGCAUGGCAGUGCUCUUCGAGAUUACUCUGCUUGUAUCUUUCUUCUUCGUUCACAUUCCGUUCACGAUGUACAAUUUACUGCACGACUGUACUCCGGGCGUACCGUGGCACAGGGGACGUGGUUACAUGGAGGCUGUUCGACCCACGAUACCCAUGGCUACUCUGAUGAUCAUAUCGACAAUUUGGGUAUUUCUGUCUCCGUCAGAUAUAAUGAGUCGCCAACCACGGCUUUUCCUCUACGGCUUGUGCACUGUUGGGUCCAAUGUCUGUUGUCAUCUGAUAAUGGCACAACUGUGUAAGAUUCGUGCUCCGCUCCUCAACUGGUUGGUGGUUGUCUACUCGUGUUUCGCCUUGACACUGUGUGCUUUCCGCUUUAACGGAUGGGCCCUAUCGCUGGAGCUUCCGGCACUUGCCCUACUCUGCCUGGUUGUCACGAUCGAGCACGUGCAUUACGCUUACAAAGUGGUUUCAGAAAUCUCCAUCGCACUCAAUGUCCCGGUAUUUCGAUUGAAGACUGACGACUGCAAUGGAUUAUGUGCUUCCAAGCCUCAUUUUGCAGCGCGGUGUUCGCAAGACCAACAAAGCCAUGUCUUCAAUGAUAUUUUUAAAUACCGUAUCGUGUGA